Xiphophorus couchianus (Monterrey platyfish) is the source of this 1398-nucleotide messenger RNA. RefSeq lists its product as uncharacterized. The transcript is spliced from 3 exons. NCBI's taxonomy places the organism in Eukaryota, Metazoa, Chordata, Actinopteri, Cyprinodontiformes, Poeciliidae. Gene Ontology annotation, molecular function: nucleic acid binding. The record is from RefSeq and is a predicted model, not a curated record. Bases 241 to 1398 code for a protein of 385 amino acids.
GCAAUUAGUAUUAUAGACGACUGGUCAUUUAAAUGGGGAUUUAAAAUUUCUAUAGACAAAACAAAGACUUUAUUUUUUACAAGGAAGAAAGCAUCUGAAAAUUUAAAACUGCAAAUAUAUAAUCAUGAAUUAGAAAGGGUAAGGGAAUUUAAGUUUUUGGGUUUAUGGUUGGAUGAAAAACUUACUUGGAAAAAUCAUAUUCAAAAAGUAGUGAAUAAAUGUAAGAGAGUUUUAAAUGUAAUGAGGUGUUUGGUGGGAAGUGAAUGGGGUGCUGAGAGGAAGGCAUUGAAAUCAAUAUAUACUGGGUUAAUAAGGUCUGUAUUUGAUUAUGGAAGUAUUGUAUUUGGGUCAGCAUCAGAAACACUAUUAAAAAAAUUAGAUAGUAUUCAGUAUCAAGCCUUGAGGUUAUGUACAGGAGCAGUUAGAACAACUCCAACGUCAGCUUUCCUAAUAGAAAUGGGAGAGAUGCCACUUAAUCUCAGAAGAUUACAGUUAAAGUCCAAUUAUUGGUGUAAUUUAAAGGGCCAUGAUGGAAAUCAUCCAUGUCAAGACAUUUUAAAAUCUAGUUGGGAAAAAGAAAAGAAGAAAUUAAAUUCUUUUGGAUGGGAGAUAGAAAAUGUUAUAAAAGAUUUUGGUUUAUCUGAUAUAAACAUUAGUCAAACAGUUCCUCUUUCAACAGUUUAUCCGUCUCUAUUUCAUAAUAAUGUUGUUGAUUUAACUUUGUUGGAGAAAAGGAAAGGAGAAAACAUUUCAGAUCCAUAUUUGGUUCAAUCAUAUUUAGAUAGUAAGUACUAUGGAUAUGUCCAAGUUUUUACAGAUGCGUCUAAAAACUCAAAUAGCAGUAAUGGGGUAAUAGUAUGCUCUGAUUCAAGUUCUUCAUUAUAUUCAUUAAAAAAUAAUCAUGCUAUUAGUAGACCGGAUCUUUUAUUAGAAAUUCAGUUAAUAACAUAUAGAAUUCAAGCAAUGGGGUUAUUAGUUAUAUUUACAUGGAUACCAUCACAUAUAGGAAUAAGAGGGAAUGAGUUGGCUGAUAAAUAUGCAAAACAAGCUUCAAAAUAUAGUGAUAUUGAUAUAUUAGUUCCAUUUAGUAGAGAAGAAAUCAAAUCUAUUAUUAAACAAAAGGUUAAGGAAAGAUGGCAGAGACAGUGGGAGGAAGAUAGAACUGGUAGAUGGCUGUACAGUAUUCAAAGAAAAGUUGGUGCAAUGAGGAGAACGGGACAAAAUAGAAAAGAGGAAACAGUUAUAUCUAGGUUGCGUUUUGGACAUACAAGGUUAAACAGUAAUUUAUUUAAAAUAGGAAAACAUCGAACUGGAAGUUGUGAUUUUUGUGGUCAAGAAGAGACAGUAAAACAUGUUUUGUUGUUCUGUACCAAAUAUUCUGAUUAUCUGCUGAAGUAG